AUGUCACACACACAACUAAAUCAUGGCUUCUUCUAUAAGGACAGUGGUAAAGUAAAUGACAGAGAUUCACUAGAAGAUUUAAGCGAUUCCGCACAAAGAUAUUUUAGGAUAGGAUGUACUCCACCGAAGACUUCAGAAAGAAUUGAAAUUGUUCAUCAGAGCCCCCAAAAAUCAAAGAUAACAACGUCAAGGACCUUUAAUAGAAAGCGGGUAUGUGUGUCACGUGAAUUACCUUUGGAGGCCAAGAACACAAAAGGGUUAACGAGGGUCCUAAAAGGUGCCGGUAAUAGAUAUGAACGUAAUAGGAUACAAAGGUUCGAAGAAACUCAUGCAUCUCGAAAUGGCUCAGCUUAUGGUGCAUAUGAAGAAUUCGAUGAAGAGAACUUUACUUCUUCUGUAAGCUUUAAAUCUAUUGUGAGUGCAGUCUUCUCUAAUUCCAUCUUUCAAAAUCCCUUGGGAGAACAUACUUCAAAUACGAAUCCUUUCAUCGAAAAUAGCUUUGGUGGAAUCUUAGACCAAUUGGAUGGUGUUAAUGAGGAUCAUCUUCUCAUCUGUACUAAAAAUGAGUCUUUGAACUCCUGCUUUUUAAUGCGUUUUAUUGAAAGGCGCAGAAGAGCAUCCGCCGCUGUUAAAGAGGCGGCUAGAAUGGCAUCCAUUCGUUGCAAGACAAGGGAAACCGCUAGGAUAAAUGCAGAGGAAGCAGUCAUUCAGGUGCAUACUAGAAAUCUUAAAUUGAGUUUUCGGGACCAGGAAGAAUCUAAAGAUUGUUCACAAAAUGAAGUGAACAUUAUCAAAGAUUUGGAUGCGCCCAACACCUCUUUGAUGGAAGAAGCCAAUUUAUCUGUGGGAGCUGACCUUUUUUUUGAAGGUGAUAUAAAACAGUGUGGUUUUGAACCGACUAUUGACGCUUGUUGGAAACUCAAUGAUGGUUUGUGUCCUCAUGUGGAGGCACUCAUUUACGACUCAGUAGAUGGUGAUAUUAACGAUCUUAAAGUCAAAAUUGGUGACCACCAGCCUUGUUCAUGGUUAACCGUUUUGGUCUCACAAAUUGAAAUAUGGGGAACGGAUUUUCAACGUACAGAUUGCUGGGACCCGCUGUUGAAACCUGAUAAUCUUCAGAAAGUAACCUCUAAUGCAGAAGUCUCGGCAUCAAUAGAAGAAACGAACUGUGUAUCUAAAAAUAAUAUUGAUGGAGGGGUCAGCUUUAGCUUGCAAUCCGCUGGGGGAGAAGGCAAUUUUUUUUUUUACUCCACAUCUCUUAAAUCAAUCGUUUGUUGA
Molecule: messenger RNA, 1278 nt
Organism: Zygosaccharomyces rouxii
Lineage: Eukaryota; Fungi; Ascomycota; Saccharomycetes; Saccharomycetales; Saccharomycetaceae
Exons: 1
Coding region: 1-1278 (425 amino acids)
Source: RefSeq, a predicted model, not a curated record